Molecule: messenger RNA, 3253 nt
Organism: Camarhynchus parvulus
Lineage: Eukaryota; Metazoa; Chordata; Aves; Passeriformes; Thraupidae
Gene: PTGES
Product: prostaglandin E synthase
Exons: 4
Coding region: 191-631 (146 amino acids)
Biological process (GO): prostaglandin biosynthetic process
Cellular component (GO): membrane
Molecular function (GO): prostaglandin-E synthase activity
Source: RefSeq, a predicted model, not a curated record
AGUGGGCUCCAGUGCAGGGCUGCAGGCGGCUGGGGCGGCCACUGACCUCGUUCCUAAUCCUCCUGCCACGGAGGGAUCUGCAGAGCUUCGCUCCGGGCUGUUCCUGCCUCUCUCCUGCGGGGCUCUCUCGCUGCCCAAGAUCUCCCCUGGCUUUGGGUGCUGAAGCAAUCCAGCAGCAAGUUCUCCCAAAAUGAUGGAAAACAAAGUGUUCCUGUCAUUCGCGUUCUACAGCACGAUUCUGAUUUUAAAAAUGUAUGUCGUUGCCAUCAUUACGGGGCAAGUGAGACUCAGAAAGAAGGCAUUUGCAAACCCAGAGGACGCCCUGCGCAAUGGGGGGCUGCAGUUCUACCGCCAGGACCCUGACGUGGAGCGGUGCCGCAGAGCCCACCGCAACGACAUGGAGAACAUCUUUCCCUUCCUCUUCCUCGGAGCCGUCUACUCCCUGCUGGAUCCCAGUCCCACAGUGGCCAGGAUCCACUUCCUCAUCUUCUGUGUGGGACGGAUCGUGCACACCAUUGCCUACCUGCUGCAGCUGAGGGCACCCACCCGCUCCGUGGCCUACAGCGUGGCCCAGCUGCCCUGCUUCUCCAUGGCCCUGCAGAUCCUGCUGGCCACCACCCCGUACUGGUAACAGCCAGAGAGACCCAGCACCCAAACCCCCUCAUCCUGACUCUGCUGGGCCCCCUGGAGCAGGAGAGAAUGAGAGAGUGUGUGUGUGAGAUGUCAGCAGGGAGGUCACCUGCACCCUGAGGAUGUUCAGUGCAGCCUUGAUGCCAUCAGAAUUUGUCAGAGGAGGCACCAGAGAGCAGGGACAUGCAGGAAGGGAGGUUUCUCUCUCUCCUGCUGAGGAUGAGAGGUGGAAAGCACAUGGACUACCCCUCAAGGAAAGGGUCAUUGAAGGAAAGGUUUUCUGAGUUUCGAACUGUGACUGUGACCUUUUCCUCCUGGUCAUGAAUAUCCCACGAAUCAGGCAGGGAGAACCAUGAGGGUCCCACAAAGUCUCUUAGUCAGCAGAUGUGGUUGGUAGCAGAGGUUAUAAAGCCUUCUCCUGCCCAGCCAUGUGCAUCUUGGGGAAUGUGAGUCCCUUAGCAUUUAGUCCCUUAGGUUCCCUCUCCACCAAGGAGGACAGGAGGCAGGUGCCUUCCAGGCAGGCUGACAGGGAAGUCCAAAUCUCAGGGGUGAUGUUGUGAAGCCACUGGAGCAUUCAGUGCUCCCAGUGCCGCCUCAUCUCACGCCACAGCACACAGCUCCCUGCCAGGAGCCCCACUGCAGGCAGGACCUGGGGCUCCUGGCAGCUCCCAGCCAGCAGCAGCUGAGGCUUUUCCAUCUCAGCCUCACCACAGCAAGAUGCAGAGUGACAUGCCUGGAGAAGCCAGCAGGAAUCCUUUACCCUGGACACACAGCCUGAACACAUUUGCUGGACACAAAGUUCUGGGACUUCUGGAAUGUCUGAAAUGCUGGCACAAAACAGGGGCUUUGCAGACAGAGUUUUCUCCCAAAGGGCAGUCCAGUCCACAUGCCACUAAUACCUGAAAAUGCCCCAGAGCAUCAGACUGAGUUUCUCCCCCUCUGUUUGCAGCCUUUCUCUGGCCCGUUGCUGUUUGGGAAAUGUGCCCUGAUUGCCUUGGGGGAGUUUUCUUUUAGCUGUUUCCUGCUGUCCACUGCUGCCACGCCAUUCACAGCCUGGAGCAGCUGGUGUUUGCAGAAAGCUCUAGAAAUGAGCAGAGGGGCUUUGCAGGGAGCAUUUGCAUUGCUGCUCUGCAGGGUCACCCAGAAGUGUUGUGUUGGACAGGAGAGGCUGGGACCAGGGUACUGCAUGGUGACAAGGGCCCAUGGGCUCCUCUGCCACACAGCUGUCCCCAGCUGCCAGGGGCUGCUCCCAGCAGCAGCAGCAAUGGAGCAUCCCUCUGGAGGAGAAGGAGGAGGAAACCUCUCCUCUUCAGUGCCUCCUCCCUCCUCUGAGGGCAGCACAGAAUUUUAGUAACAUCCCAGGGGCAAGCCAGAAUGAGUAGCAAAUAAAUUCCCCUCCCACCUGUCCUGUGCACUAGGGCUGUUCCCUUGACUCUGCUCUGCUCAGAGAUCUCUUGCUGAGCCCUCACUGAGCGCUGGGGACACACCUGCUCAGACUGGGGACACACCUGCUCAGACUGGGGACACACCUGCUCAGACUGAAGCUCAGCCUUUGCUCAGCUCAGUUUUUGUACCAGUAACUCCAUCCCAGAGCAGUUGUGGCCUCAGGCUGAGCUGUGUGGUGAAGGUUGGAGUGGAAUUCUUUGCUCUCCCACCAAGGUGGGCAGGAUUGCAGGUUCAGCACCUCACUCUUGGCCACUUCUCCUUCCCACAGAUGUCUGGGUAACACAGACCCCUCUUAACAAAUCUUUUGUGCCUCACAUGGUGCACAAGGUCUUGCACUCCUGUAUGUUUCUCUGCUGCUGCACAUGCAUCCUGGUGGCAGGAAGCAGAUAUUCCCAAUAAAAACAAAUCAUUGUGCUCUGAUACAUCCUUCCUUGGGGAGCAGCAGAUGCAGCUGGGCAGCAGCUGGGUCCAGCCCCAGCAGGAUGGAUCCUCAGCAGGAUGUUAAACCCCACUGCAGAGCCUGGAGUGUCCUGGGACUCCUAAAGAGACAGCCCUUCCCUCUGCACUCACCUGCCCUGCAGAGGAACCUCUUUUCCAGGUGUGCAUUAUUUGUGCUGAUCCUUUAAAUCCAGCAGAGCUGGGAAUUAUCAGCAGCUCUGCUCACUUUUCCUUCCCUGAGUAGCAAAUUGUUACAAAGCUUGUUCGCCCAAAAACCCUGGAGGGCUGGAGAAACUCAGGUAAGAGGUAGUUGCUCUUCUUUCUGCUCUUAGGACUCAUAAAGGAGCAGCUUGUGUUUUCCAAGAUAAGUAGCCCCUUUUUUUUGCACAGGGUUGCUGGGAAACAAAUGCUUCAUUUCUCUGGUUUUCCCCUAUUUUCUUAAGUUGUUGAUGGUUGGGAGGUGCUGCCCUGUUAGCAUCUGUGUUUGUUUCAUAAAAUGGCUCCACUUGGUUAUUUUCUUACCCUGUUUGUUUUCAAAUGGGAAAGGCAGUGGUUUUAUGAAAUGGAUUCUCUCCAGUACAUGUUGCUGAGGUUGGAGAUGUGGCUGGGAUGGAGAUUUUGGCGUAGGAAGGAAGAAGGGAGGCUCCAGAACCCCCUUCCAACCCCCAGAUCUGCCAGCUGCUUCAGCCUCCUCUCAGCUGCCUGUCCAGAGCCUGAGGCUGAUGCCCUGCUCAGGGAA